AUGGCCGAAUUUGAUAUUAAACAAACAUACUUGAAGUUCCUUGAAGAUGAUCCAGAGAUUACCAUGCCUGUUGCGGCAAUAGAGUCCCUCCUUACAUUAUUAAAAGUUAAACAACCGUCGACUUCGUCCGAGUUGAUGAGGCUUCUCUCAGAUGCCACGCGUGAAUUGAAGGCGGGUGUCAACAACAGUGUGUCCUUGAGUGCUGGUUGUGAUUUAUUUACACGAUUUGUAUUGAGAAACACACAUUUAUACAGUGACUGGGAAAGUUGUAGGAAGCAUCUAGUCGAAAAUGGACAAUUAUUUUUACAAAGAGCCAAGGAAAGUAGAGAUAUGAUUGCUAAAAUAGGUCUCAAUCUAAUAAAGGAUGAUGAUACAGUUUUAGUUCAUUCAUAUUCUAGAGUCGUCCUUUCUUUGUUGGCAUACUGCAAAUCUAAAUUUGUUAGAUUCCGGGUGUUUGUUACCGAAGCCAGACCUGGAGGGUCAGAAGAUUAUGUAGGCGGGAAAGUAAUGGCUGAUUCUCUAAAAGAACUUGGUAUUCCUGUAUGCUACAUUCAUGAUUCACAAGUUGGAUUUGUUAUAAAUAAGGUCGAUAAAGUGUUCAUGGGUGCAGAGGGUGUUUCAGAGAGUGGGGGUAUUAUAAAUCAUGUUGGUUCUUAUCAAAUUGGUGUGUUGGCCAAAAAUGCGAAUAAGCCACUAUAUGUUGUUAGUGAGUCUCAUAAGUUCGUUAGAAUGUUUCCCUUAUCAGCAGAUGAUGUUCCUAACAACAAACUUGAGUUCACUACUGAUACAAGUAUUGGGUUGUUGAAUAAUGCAAACACUGAUUUCACGCCCCAUGAGUACAUAACUGCCUUGGUAUCAGAUUUAGGUGUUUUAACGCCCUCUGCUGUGUCUGAAGAAUUAAUCAAAAUGUGGUAUGAUUAG
This is a messenger RNA of Pichia kudriavzevii, 921 nucleotides long. RefSeq lists its product as uncharacterized. NCBI's taxonomy places the organism in Eukaryota, Fungi, Ascomycota, Pichiomycetes, Pichiales, Pichiaceae. The transcript has a single exon. Gene Ontology annotation, cellular component: eukaryotic translation initiation factor 2B complex. Gene Ontology annotation, biological process: translational initiation. The coding region runs from base 1 to 921 and encodes 306 amino acids. Gene Ontology annotation, molecular function: translation initiation factor activity; guanyl-nucleotide exchange factor activity. The record is from RefSeq and is a predicted model, not a curated record.